This is a messenger RNA of Scomber japonicus (chub mackerel), 2172 nucleotides long. RefSeq names its product 3-hydroxybutyrate dehydrogenase, type 1 (gene bdh1). The record is from RefSeq and is a predicted model, not a curated record. The transcript is spliced from 5 exons. Bases 1 to 1086 code for a protein of 361 amino acids. Lineage: Eukaryota; Metazoa; Chordata; Actinopteri; Scombriformes; Scombridae. Gene Ontology annotation, molecular function: oxidoreductase activity.
AUGGCCCCGCUGCCCAUGUUCCGAGUGGUCCUUCUGGUGUCAUUUUCAGUUUUUUUGACUGUUGUGUUGGGUUUUGGACUGCCUGCUCUCCUGAAUGCAGUGAUGAGGAUGUUUGGAUUACCGGAGACGAGUGUAACUGAGUGCAUAGUUUUGUUGUAUUUAGUUUUUGUGUUGUAUGUUGCGACGCCUCGUAUACCCAGAGGAUUGGUGGAGGUGAAGGGGAAAGCUGUGUUUAUUUCUGGCUGUGACAGUGGUUUUGGUCAUGCGCUUGCCAAACAUUUGCACAAACUUGGCUUUACGGUCUUUGCUGGAUGUCUUCUAAAGGAUAAAGAUGGAGAGGGUGCAAAGGAGCUGGAGGAAUUUCAUUCAGAUCGCAUGAAGGUAGUCCAGCUGGAUGUCUGCAGUGACGAGCAGGUGAACGAGGCUGUGGAAUACAUCAAAGACAACCUGGAAGACUCAGAGAGAGGUCUGUGGGCGGUUGUAAACAACGCUGGUGUGUCAACAUUUGGAGAAGUAGAGUUUACGUCCAUGGACACCUACAAGCAAGUGUCAGAGGUCAACUUGUGGGGCACCAUCAGGGUCACCAAAGCUGUUCUGCCAUUAAUCCGCAGGGCCAAAGGUCGUGUUGUGAACCUGGCCAGUAUGUACGGGAGGAUGGGAAACAUCAUGCGAUCACCUUACUGUGUAUCUAAAUAUGGCGUGGAAGCUUUUACUGACUGCCUUCGCUACGAGAUGAAGACCUGGGGAGUAAAAGUGUCCAUAAUCGAACCAGGGAACUUCAUUGUGGCCACCGGCAUCCUGACCCGUGACAUUGUGGCCACCACGUCCAACAAGCUGUGGAAUGAGGCGCCCUCAGAUGUGAAGGAGGAUUACGGGAAAACCCACUUUGAGCAACAUAUGUCUCUGAUGCGCUCAUACUGCAAUAGUGGACAGAAGGAAGUGGCCCCCGUCCUGGAUGACAUCACAGAUGCUAUCAUGUCCAAGAGGCCUUACACAAGAUACAACCCCAUGGAGCCACACUGGUGGAUCAGAAUGCAGCUGAUGACCCAUCUGCCUGCCGCAAUGUCUGACUUCUUCUAUUUCUAAAAGAGAAGUCGUUCAUGUUUCCAGCUCUGUCUGUUUCACCCUCAGAUCACAGAUAGCAGCAUAUUUUUCAACUAUGUAGAGCAGAUCUACAGGCUUGCCCUGAAGAGGGGUCUCUGCUAUUAUAUUCCUCCGCACUUGAAAUGAUUCACUGAUCAAGCCUUAAAACUUAAUGGUUUUGUAAACUGUAAGUAAAUUAUUGCACUUUGCUUUUUGUAUGUCUGACAAGAACCAUAACUUUUUAUCUUACAGAAAUAUUCAGUGAUAAGUAGUAACUACUUUGUGGUGGAUAUCAGCAGGGCUAAGACAUUCCCUGUAGCUAUAAACACUACAUUAUUAUUGCUUGCUGUGUUAUACUAUGAUAUAAUAAGUUGCUUGUCUUUUUACAAUUUUUUAUUUCCUGAUACUUACAAUGUUUUGCCUUAUGGGAAUCUUCUGGGGACCCACUGGCAUGAGGACCAAAGUUGGUAAAGCUCAAGAGACGGUUCCUGCUGCUCUGUUGUAGCUGACGCCGGAACAAACCAAGGUCAGCUACUGUAAGACUGGUGAGAUUUGGCUGGAAUUGCCCAAAAGUUACGCAACAACAACACAAGCCCACUUUUGUUUCGUGUGCUUCAUGAGGUCCUGCGUGCUACUUCAACAGUUGAGUUGAUUGAUGUGAUUAAUGGGCACGCUUGAACUAAAAGGUCUCAUUCUUGUCUAUAUAAUGACACAAAUGAACUAGGCGUUGCUAUAUUUUGUAAAGAGUUACAAUCACAUUACCUUUUUUUUUUGACAAUGAUUGAAAUAAAUUGACCAAAAUCUAACUUGAGUUUUGUUGAAGACUUAAUUUGAGCCUGCAUGCUGGUGGUGCCACUAAAUGUAAUAAUAUAUAUUACCACCAGGUGGCGCAAAAGCACCGUACAAAACUACCACUGCUGCUCCGAAGCAUGAAUUCUCUGCUUUCCAUCACAUCAUUUAAGCUGCAUUAUAAUCACAUCACAGCAAAGCUAAUGCACAUGUGAAACAGCAUCAAUGCAGUUUUCACAUACUGUCAAAUGCUGCAAUGAGACAUAAUGAAAGUGAAAGUAUCAACAUUUAACACAAUUU